Molecule: messenger RNA, 297 nt
Organism: Klebsormidium nitens
Lineage: Eukaryota; Viridiplantae; Streptophyta; Klebsormidiophyceae; Klebsormidiales; Klebsormidiaceae
Source: the annotation of a GenBank genome assembly
AUGCCAAGCUGGUACGGCAUCGCCGCCUUCGCGGGCGCGUGGGCGGCCGCGACGCUCUUCCUGCCGCUGACGUGUCUCACCGUCUGCCGCUCCGACGAUUGGGCAUGCCCGCUUAUGUCCUGGCUGGCCUCCGCUUCCAUGCUCUUGAACGUCUUCCUGCUGGGCACUUUAGACAAAGAUUCGUACGUCCGUUUCGCAAUCUGGGCGGGCAUCGCCACCGUUGUGUACGUGGUUUACGGAGUGCGCCUCGUGGCGACAGGCCGAGAAGCUCAAGACUUCCCGCCAGGAGGAUACUAG